GCCCCUGCAGCCCCUCCAUUUGCUCCAGUUGCCCCCACUGCCCCAACUUCUUCAAGUUCUGUUCCUGGAUUGAGUGCUAGUCGAUCUGCAUCCUCAUCCUCAUCACAUGCUACUAGGACCUACUGUUAUGUGCAUGCAAGCGGAAAUCUUAUGCCUUCUGAGAAGACAUCUAGUGCCUGCACAAAGAUUUUUCAAAAGUACAAUAUCGAGAAGGGUUCUUCCUGGAAGAAUAUCCCAUAAUCCACAAAAGAUUUUUAUUUCAGAGAGUUUGAGAAAGAAUUUCACUGGGAUGAGGGAAGUGCUGCAAUAGUGAGGAAGGCAUGGAAUAAAAAAGCAGCUACCCGAUACAAAGACCUUCUGACAAAUGAAAAGAAGAAAAAAAAGAGGAGUGCUUAUAUAUCAAAUGAAGUUUGGGAUAAAUGGAAUUUAGAUUGGAGUACUCCAGAGUAUGUAGCAAAGUCAAUGAAGUACUCAAAGAACUGCCUAACAGAGAAGGGAGGUGAAGGAGCUGGUCCUUCUAAACAUACAGGUGGGUCCAUAACACAUGAGGAGCAUGCUAGACGCAUACAAAAUGCUAAGACAGACAAAGUUCCUCCAACAGCAGCUGAGUUAUUUCUCCACACCCAUACAAAGAAGAGUGAUCGCAAUAAAUUUGUUGAUAAACGAGCUGAAAUUGUUUAUGAAAAUUAUCUGAAGCUAAAAGAACAACAUUCAAGCCAAUAUGUGGGAUCAGAUCAUGUGGAAGGAGAUGGAGGAACUAUUAAUGAGGAUCAAUUGUUCAUUACUGCAGCAGGAGGAUGGCAAGGAAGUCGAGUUUAUGGUUUAGGUAGUGCUGCCUCUUCUGCCUUCUCUCAAACAGGAACUGGGGGAACAUCAACAAAUGUUCCAUCAUCCCAAUCACCAGAAUGGAAGAAGGAAAUUGAAGCAAAGUUUGAAGAGAAGUAUAAUAGUUUGCAGAAACUUGUAGAAGACCAAAAUCAAAUGAUAGCUCAAAUGCGUGAUGAACUACAUGCAGCGAAGAUGGGACAGCAGUCUUCCUCAUUGAUGCCAUCAUCAUCUGAUAGUCCUCUAGCUCAUAGAUCCCUUGGUGAUUCACAUAUGGAUUAGCAUGAUGUCAUUACUCACUGACUUAAAUAAUAUAUUUUAUGAUAUGAAUUUAAUACUAUUUGGAUCCAUUAUGUAUUUUGAGAUAUUUUAAGUUUCUUAGUGUUGAACUAUAGUAAUGUUUUGGACUUUUAGAUUGCAGAAUUAUGAAAUGAAGUUGAUGUGUAUAUAUUGUCUUUGA
Messenger RNA from Manihot esculenta (cassava), 1285 nucleotides. RefSeq lists its product as uncharacterized. The record is from RefSeq and is a predicted model, not a curated record. The transcript has 4 exons. The coding region runs from base 463 to 1107 and encodes 214 amino acids. Lineage: Eukaryota; Viridiplantae; Streptophyta; Magnoliopsida; Malpighiales; Euphorbiaceae.